This is a messenger RNA of Alosa alosa (allis shad), 1696 nucleotides long. RefSeq lists its product as uncharacterized. Lineage: Eukaryota; Metazoa; Chordata; Actinopteri; Clupeiformes; Clupeidae. Bases 383 to 1138 code for a protein of 251 amino acids. Gene Ontology annotation, molecular function: zinc ion binding. The record is from RefSeq and is a predicted model, not a curated record. The transcript has 4 exons.
UUAUGGAUGCCGCAAUGAAUGAGAGUGAGAGGAGAUACCUGGCGAAAAUUGACAUUAUUGACAGUGACCCUUAUUUAUUACCCCCGUCUUUGUUUUGUCCCUUAUUAUCCUCCCCACAACUGCCCAAUUUUACUUUCCACGACCUUUAUGUGUAGGCUACCUUGUUCACAAUCCCUCCCCUUACACUGGAGAAAGUUUGAAGGCGCAUAAAAGUACGGAUGCCUAUCAAUAUGCGGUGGCUGGAUGGGUCAAGGACGUCGGAAUAUGGUACGUGGAGACCAAGGACUUGUAUUUAAUCAUCGGACAUGUCCAUCAUUCCCAAGCCUUGAGUGUGAAACCAACAUGGCCAUGGAUAGUGGUGCAGGAGAAUGGGACUGUGGUGAUGGCACACUGCACGUGCAUGGCCGGACUGGGAGAGGUGUGCUCUCAUGCAGCAGCACUAAUGUACACACUAUUAGCUGCUGUUGAGCACAGAGAAGGACAGGCAUGUACAAGUGAACCAUGUUCAUGGGUAGAACCAAGCCAAUCGAAUAUAAAAUAUGAUGAAUUAGCAAACAUCUUUGUAAAGAAGAAGGCAGAAAAACAAGUCCAACCCAUCACACCAUCUUCCGAUGAACUGCAACAUUUUUUGGAGCUGCUAUAUGUGAGUGAAACCCAGGAAGCCAUCCCCAAGAAAAAUGCCAUCCUUUCCGUUAUUGAGGGCCAUUCCCCCAGAUAUAUGCCAAAGACUGCUAAGCUGGACAUGCCACCACUGCUCACCUGUCUGUACUCAAGCACCAGACUUCAAUUGGAUUUGCCCACACUGCUGGAGGAAGGUGCUAAAAUAUUUGAGGAGCUACAUCUCACACUGGAGCAGUGUAUGUUAGUUGAGGAGAAGACAAGGGAACAGAGGAAGUCAAGAUGGUGGUUUGAUCACAGAGCAGGACGAGUUACAGCAUCAGCUUUUUAUGAGGCAGCCAGCACAAAGAACUUUCCUUCUCUGAUUAAGAGAAUUUGCUAUCCACGGUCUUCUCACUUUUCCACAGAAGCAACCAGAUGGGGUCUGCAAAACGAAGACACUGCGAGGGAGUCAUACUGGAAGGCCAUGCAAGAUCUCCAUAUAGACUUCCACAUAACAGCAUCAGGAGGUCAACCCUGACCUACCGUGGAUUGGAGCAUCGCCAGAUGGUGUGGUGACAUGUAAGUGCCAUGGGAUGGGCGUGCUUGAAAUAAAAUGCCCGUUCACUGCUAAUGGCCGCACUCUUAAGGAAUGUGCCAGAGACCCACGCUUCUGCCUUACAGAGAUUGCAGAAGGUAUAAUGACCCUCAGGCGAGAUCACAGUUACAUGUUUCAAGUUCAGGCCCAAAUGCGUGUAGCCGAGGUCAUGUACGCUGAUUUCGUGGUGUGGACACCACAAGAACUGUUCACACAGCGAAUCUUGUUUGAUGAAAGUUUUUUUGAUCAGGCAUACUUGAGUGUGGAGGAAUUCAUCAGAACAGGCAUACUGCCUGAACUGUUAGGUAAAUGGUUCACAGUGCCACGCCUCUCCUCAACUGCUACUGCUGACCUGGCACCAGAGGGGUGCUAUUGUGGAAAGCCAAUUGAUGCAGACAUCCUCUCAUGCGUGGCUAAGACUUGCCAACGAAAACACUUCCAUAGGUCGUGUUUGAAGCUUACCAGGGUGCCAAAGCGUUGGAUGUGUGUGGAGUGUAAAAA